Messenger RNA from Cylas formicarius (sweet potato weevil), 877 nucleotides. RefSeq lists its product as uncharacterized. Bases 204 to 803 code for a protein of 199 amino acids. NCBI's taxonomy places the organism in Eukaryota, Metazoa, Arthropoda, Insecta, Coleoptera, Brentidae. The transcript has 2 exons. The record is from RefSeq and is a predicted model, not a curated record.
UUUGGCAAUUCCGUGUUGCUGCAAUUAGAAAAUUCCGUAGUAUUUCUUCCUACUCGCGUGACAGAAGCUUUCCGUCCGAGACUAGAACACUUUGCGUCGGGGCAGUACAAACUGGUCUACGAGGGAUCCAAAGAUAUUGGAAAGCCCAACUCUUUAAAGAAAUUCAAAAUAAUUCAAAAUUAAUCAACAUAUUAUACAGGAUUAUGGUCAAACAACUUACAUUAGAAAGCCUUUGUAUUAUAACAAUUUGCGAAAAUAUUAGGUGUAGUGCUGAUUUUUUGCUUGAGUCACCUUUGCCUUGGAAACUAACGAUACUAAUAUUUAAAUAUUAUUCGAAAUAUAGAUGGAAGUACCUUAAACAAUUAGCGCUCCAGUCUGAUGGCAAUUCUUUAUUAAAUUUAGAAUUCAUUCUGUUGAAUAAGAGAUUUGGAUCGUCUUACAGAAAUAGCAUUUUGGCAACUCCAACCAUUGAUUUUGACGGAGAAUCCGCUUACUGUUUAUGGGUCAGUUAUUACAGGAUAAAAUAUUCGGAAAUUUUAGUUUGUAAAUCUUGUCACUUUAUAUUUCAACUAGUUAAAAAAUUUAAAAAGAAAAAUUUUAGACUUUUAUUGGAUCACUAUCAUUUACAGCUGGAUAUAAAUAAUUUGAAUGAUGUAUAUCACGAUAAACAAUUUUGGUGUCAAAGCUGCUUUGAAGAAGUUUUGUUCACUGUAGAAACUGAAGAUGAAUGUAAUUUAAUGCUUCACGAUGAGAGGAAAUAUGGAAAAAAGUUACGCUUUUCUGAUAGUCCAUUGAACUAUUAAUACUGUGGUUUUAUUAUAACAUAUGUAACUGUAGAUAAGACUUUUAUGUAUUGAUUGUAUUCCAUUGUAUUGCA